UAUAACUACAACCUACUAAACGACUAAUAAUAUAAAUUACAAUUAUGAUAACAAAUUCAUCAUCAGCAGAUAGUGCUGUUACAUUGUUCCAAUAAGGGCGUGCUCCAUGGGGUCUACCGCUUCAAGCUCCGCCUCCAAUGACAGAGCUCAAUACGCCGUCCUCAUUCAUACCGGUUAGAAUACACAGACACGGCAUACACGGGACGCGGCUGCGCCCUAUCCCAGACGGUUUGUUUUGACGUCUUUUAAAUCCAGUUAACAACUGCUUUUUUUACUGGGCCGUUAAUAGGAAUUCGUGGUUUACCUGGUCUGGAUUCCCGUUUUGAGAAGAAAGAGUGCGGAUGGAACUUCUUUCAUCUUGACGUCAGCUCGGGAGUGGAAGUCAUCUGGAAUUACAUAUUCCGCCUCAGCGCUACUGUGGUACCUGGAAUCUAAGAUUAGAAGAGUUUUGUGGAGGAUAAUUUAUUUUAAAUGGAUUCUUUCUUCGUAAAGGGGGCCCUUGUCUGGCUGCGGGACAAAGAUCAGCUCCUUCCUGCUACUGUCAGCUCCUGUUACCACGACGACGGAUCCCUGGUCCUCACCACCAACUAUGAGAAGGUGAUGUACCUGCAGCAGGGGGAGCUGAGCAGAGACAAGGUGUUUCCUAUGCACCCCACCAGUAUUAAUGGAGUAGAGGACAUGUCUACUCUGGCAGAACUACAUGAAGCUGCCAUCAUGUACAACCUUUACCUGCGCUACCAGAAGGACUGCAUCUAUACCAACAUAGGGUCAAUCCUGGCAGCUGUGAACCCCUACAAGCAGAUCCCAGGUCUGUAUGACCCAGCAGCAGUAGACCUGUAUAGUAGACACCACCUGGGAGAGCUGCCCCCUCAUAUCUUCGCUGUGGCCAACGAGUGUUACCGCUGUCUCUGGAAGAGACACGACAGCCAGUGUGUUCUCAUCAGUGGAGAGUCAGGAGCAGGGAAGACAGAGAGUACCAAGCUGCUGCUCCAGUUUCUGUCUGUGAUGUCACAGAAGUCUGCCGGGACAGCCCCCUCUGAGAGGAGCACCCGCGUGGAACAGGCCAUCGUUCAGAGCAGCCCCAUCAUGGAGGCGUUUGGGAAUGCCAAGACGGUGUACAACAACAACUCUUCCCGCUUUGGGAAGUUUAUCCAGCUCCACUUCUCCCAGAGUGGGAACAUCCAGGGAGGCUGUAUCAUCGACUAUUUACUUGAAAAGAACCGUGUGGUGAGGCAGAACCCUGGAGAGAGGAACUAUCAUAUCUUCUAUGCUCUGCUGGCCGGGGCAGACAAGAACCACAGAGAGUUGUACUUCCUGUCUGAGGGCCCAGAGUCAUACCACUACCUGAGUCAGUCUGGCUGUGUGAAGGACAGGAGUCUAGAUGACCUGCAGCUCUAUGACAGUGUUAUGGAGGCUCUAAAGGUGAUGCAGUUCAGUGAGGAGGAGAUACGGGACGUCUUCAAGCUGCUGUCUGCUGUUCUCCUGAUGGGGAACAUAGAGUUCAUGACCGCAGGAGGAGCACAAAUCACAUCCAAAGGAGUGGUCAGUAAUGUCAGUGAUCUGCUGGGCCUGGACUCAUUCCAGCUGUCUGAGGUUCUGACCCAGAGGUCCAUGAUCCUGAGAGGAGAGGAGAUCUGUUCACCCCUUACUGUUGAACAGGCGGUGGACUCUCGGGACUCGGUUGCCAUGGCGUUGUACGCCCAGUCUUUCUCCUGGAUUAUCACACGGAUCAACCAGAAGGUCAGAGGGAAGGACAACUUCAAGUCCAUCGGCAUCCUCGACAUUUUCGGCUUCGAGAACUUUGAGGUGAACAGGUUUGAACAGUUCAACAUCAACUACGCCAAUGAGAAGCUCCAGGAAUACUUCAACAAACACAUCUUCUCCCUGGAACAGCUGGAGUACAACAGAGAGGGGAUCCAGUGGGAAGCUAUAGACUGGAAGGAGAAUGCAGAGUGUCUGGAUCUCAUCGAGAAGAAACUGGGCAUGUUGGCUCUGAUCAACGAGGAGAGUCGCUUCCCUAAAGGCACCGACUACACCCUGCUAGAGAAACUACACAGUAGACACGCUACUAACCACUACUACAUGAAGCCCAGAGUUACGGAUCACCAGUUUGGCAUCAAGCACUAUGCUGGAGAGGUUCUGUAUGACGUCAGAGGGAUCCUCCAGAAGAACAGAGACACCUUCAGAGAUGACAUCUUAAACAUGCUUAAAGACAGCAGGCUUGACUUCAUCUAUGACCUGUUUGAGCGUGUCGGAAGCAGGAACGGAGAGGAGACCCUGAAGAUGGGGACGGCCAGACGCAAACCCACCGUCAGCUCUCAGUUCAGGGACUCUCUCCAUUCCUUGAUGAACACUCUGAGUGCCUCCAACCCUUUCUUUGUGCGCUGCAUCAAACCCAACAUGAACAAGAACGCCAACAUGUUUGACCCAGAAGUGGUCCUGAACCAGCUGAGGUAUUCUGGGAUGUUGGAGACCGUGAAGAUCCGCAGGGCUGGGUUCCCUGUCCGCAGGACCUUUACAGACUUCUACAGCAGGUACAUGAUGAAAGACAACUGUCCGACAGAUGACCCGAGAGGGAGGUGUACAGAGCUGCUGAUGUCAUACGACCCUGCCAAGAGAGACUGGCAGUUGGGGAAGACUAAGGUGUUCCUGAAGGAAGAGCUGGAACACCGGCUGGAGAAGGAGAGGGAAGAGGUGCGGAGACAGGCGGGCAUGGUGAUCCGGGCACACAUACUCAGCUAUGUGGCAAGGAAGCACUAUAAGAGGGUCCUGACCAGCACCAUCAUCAUCCAGAAGAACUACAGGGCUCACUUCUGGAGACGUGUGUUCCUGCGGCUCCGCGCUGCAGCUGUCCUUCUCCAGAAACACCAACGUGGUCGGCUGGCCCGAGGCCUCUAUCGACAGCUCUCUGAGGAGAAAAGGAGGAGGGAGGAGGAGGAGAGGAGGAGGAGGGAGGAGGAGAGCAGGAGGCUGGAAGAGGAGACGAGACGAGAGCAGGAGGAACGGAGGAGGAGGGAGGAAGAGGAGGAGGAGCGGAGGAGGAGAGAGGAAGAAGAGCGGAGAAGGAGAGAGGAAGAGGAGGAGAGACAAAGGGUGUUAGAGCUGGAGGAGUUGAGGAAGAAGGAGGAGAGACUGAGACUACAACAGGAGCAUGAAGCACUGAGUAGAAAAGAGGAGGAGCUUAGCAACGGACAGGAAGAGAAGAAAAACACUACAGCUAACAACAGGAACUCCCUGAGGAUGGAGUAUCUUGCUCCCCAUGAGGAGGUGUACCACAAGGAGGUGUCCCUGUCCCACUCCCUGCACCCCCACACCUCCGAGGAGGAGUCCCGUCAGAUGGAGGAGAUCCUUCGGCUGGAGAAGGAGAUUGAGAGGCUGCAGCGCCAGAAGGAGGACGGGGUGUCCAUGUUAGGGGACGGCCUUGGAGGGAACGGGGAGGAGCUCCGGCAGAGGAGGGACGCAGAGAUCUACCGGCUGGAGAAGGAGGCGUCUCGCGUGGCUACAGAGUUCCUGGAGCUCCUGGACUUUGGGGGUCUGGAACAGAGUCUGUCCAGCGAGGAGAAUCUCCACGACCCCUCAGAGAGCACCGCUCCCCUGGCCCGGGCCGAGGAGGAGGUGGAGGAGGUGGAUGAGGGCUUCCAUGCUAAGGAGGAGUGUCCCGGUAGUGGUAUCCCCCUUCCUGACUUCCCUCUCCCUGCGGAGAUCCCUCUGGACCAGGAGCUCUUCUCCUCCCUCCCUCCUCCACCUCCGGCCUUCGCUGAGGGACUAGUAGCACAGGCCCUGGCCCUCUCAAAGGCCCCGUGUUGCCCCCCUGUUUACUACCCCCUCACCUCCUAUGGAUCUAGUGUCCCUACACACCACCCUGCUCCACCUCCUCUCCCUGCCCUCACCACCGGAGGAGGUAAAGCUUUGUGCCACCAACCCACCAGGAGAACAGAGGUGGCUCCAGACAUCAACAGAGUACCCAGAAGAUUUGAGGUUAUACCCAACAGACCCUGCGCCAGGGUAGAUGUUAUGCCCACCACAGUCCCUGAGGCUGUGCCAGUGAGAAGAGGAGACGUGGCUCCCUCUAGGGUAGACUUUAUGCCCACUGUGCCUGUCCCAGGAGCCAGGGAGGAGAUCUCCUUUAGCAUCCUACCAGACACAGAGUCAGACUGUGACCAGGAGGAGUUUGAGGAGGUGCAGGGGAGUACAGGCUCGGGAGACGGAGCCAGUAUCACGGACGGACAUGCUACUGAUGAGGAGGUGCUGAGGAAAUCAUCCUGUACUCAGAACAGCCUGGACUCCUUCAGAGGCAGCUCAGACUCUUUUAUCGACAGUGACACAAGCACCGAUGGUUAUGUGGACACAGACGAGGAGGUCUCCAAUGGAAGGGUCAAUAUACUGAACGGCUCUGGGCCUCCAUACUUUCACAGCUACCUCUACAUGAAGGGUGGACUGAUGAUCCCGUGGCGACGGAGGUGGUGUGUGUUGAAGGACGAAACCUUCAUGUGGUUCAGGGCUAAGCAGGACAGUCUGAAGAGUGGCUGGCUGUAUAAGAAGGGAGGUGGCAUGUCCACUCUGUCCAGACGGAACUGGAAGCUGCGCUGGUUCGUACUGAGAGACGAUAAACUCAUGUACUUUGAGAGCGACAGCGAGGAGAAACUGAGGGGGACCAUCGACAUCCGCUCCGCCAAGGACAUAGUAGAUAACCAUGCCAAGGAGAAUUCUCUGAACAUUGUGACUGAAGAGAGAACUUACCACAUCUACGCAGAGACUCCUGAAGAUGCCAGUGGCUGGUUCAACGUGCUGAGUCGUGUCCAGAGUGCCAGUCCAGACCAGCUGAUGGAGAUACAUCAUGAGCAGGCCAACCCCAAGAAUGCUGUGGGAACUGUGGAUGUUGGACUGAUCGACUCUGUGUGCGCGUCAGACAACCCUGACAGACCCAACUCGUUUGUCAUCAUCACUGCUAACCGCGUGAUCCACUGCAACACUGAGAUGCCUGAAGAGAUGCACCACUGGAUCGGCCUGCUGCAGAAACCUAAAGGAGACGCCAGGAUAGACGGACAGGACUUCCUGGUCAGAGGUUGGCUUCACAAGGAGAUAAGGGCUAAGAGCACUAGUCUGAAGCUGAAGAAGAGAUGGUUUGUAUUGACCUCUACCUCUCUGGACUACUACAAGUCUUCAGAGCGCAGUGUGUCCAAGCUGGGGACCCUGGUCCUCAACAGUCUCUGCUCUGUGGUCCAGCCCGACGAGAAGGUCUUCAAGGACACCGGUUACUGGAACAUUAUCGUCCACGGCCGUAAACACUCGUACCACCUCUACACCAAACUACUGAACGAGGCUAUGCGCUGGGCGUCGGCCAUACAGGGGGCUGUCGACAGCAAGGUUCCCAUAGAGACACCCACACAGCAACUCAUCAGGGACAUCAAGGAGAGCAGUAUGAACGUGGAGGCUGUAGAACAGACGUACUGGAGGAACCCUAUCCUCAGAUAUACCCAGCACCCCCUCCACUCCCCCCUGCUGCCUCUGCCUUACGGGGAGGUCAACAUCCACCUCCAAAAGGAGAAGGGUUAUGCCAGCCUGCAGGACGAGGCAGUGAAGAUCUUCAACUCUCUACAGGAGAUGGAGGCUGUGUCUGAUCCGGUCCCGAUCAUCCAGGGCAUCCUCCAGACCUGCCACGACCUGCGCCUGCUCCGAGACGAGGUCUACUGUCAGCUCAUCAAGCAGACCAAUCAUGUGCCACAGCCCAACAGCUCGGCCAAUUGUGCCCACUGGCACCUCCUCACCUGUAUGAGCUGUACCUUCCUGCCCAGCCGGGGCAUCCUGCGCUACCUCAAGUUCCACCUCAAAAGGGUGAAGGAGCAGUUUCCUGGAACAGAGGUGGACAUGUUUGCCCAUUUCAUAGGUGAGUCUCUGAAGAGGACCAAGGUCAGGGACUUUGUACCGUCUCAGGAGGAGAUCGUAGCCUUACUGACCAGGCAGGAAAUGACUACUACGGUCUACUGCCACGGAGGAGGAUCCUGCAAGAUCUCCAUCAACUCACACACCACCGCUGGAGAGGUGGUGGAGAAGUUGAUCCGAGGCCUGGCCAUGGAGGACAGUAGAAACAUGUUUUCCCUGUUUCAACACAACAACACUACGGACCGGGCUGUGGAGAGCAGAGUCAUCGUGGCUGACGUACUCGCCAAGUUUGAGAGGCUGUCAGGCAGUGAGGAAGUAGAGGAGGAGGGACAGUGGAAGCUCUACUUCAAACUCUACUGUUUCCUGGAUGUAGAGAGCAUGCCCAAGGAAGGGGUGGAGUUCGCUUUCAUGUUCGAACAGGCUCAUGAGUCUCUGACCAGCGGUCACCUCCCUGCCCCAGAAGACACCCUGCAGCACCUGGCCGCUCUCAGGCUCCAGUUCCUCCACGGAGACAAGGCCCGGGUCAGCUGGUCUCUGGACACCGUCUACCCUGUAGGCAGGCUCCGCGCACGCAUCCUGCACUUCACCAAGGUGGGCGCGGCCGGCGGGACGGGGCCAGGGGGCCACACCCUGGAGCGGAGGCGGACCAGCUUCCUGGAUGGGACCCUGCGCCGCAGCGGGCUGAAGACGGGCUCCAUGAAGAAACAGAAGAUGGAGGAGGAACAGAUGCUAGAGAUGUGGGUGAAGGAGGAGACCUCAGCCACCAGAACCUCCAUCUUAGAGAAGUGGUCCCGUCUCCAGGGACUGGACCAGCACACAGCCAUGCUCAAAUACAUGAACAUCAUCAAGGAGUGGCCUGGAUAUGGGUCCACACUGUUCGACGUGGAGUGUAAAGAAGGAGGCUUUCCUCAUGACCUGUGGCUGAGUGUGAGUGCAGAGAACGUGUCGGUCUACAAGAGAGGAGAACCCAAACCUCUGGAGACGUUCCCCUACGAACACAUCAUCUUCUUCGGAUCUCCCCAGGCCACUACUUAUAAAAUCACAGUGGACGACAGAGAGAUGUUCUUUGAGACACCUCUGGUUGGAGAGAUCACCAAGAUCAUGAAAGCCUACAUCAACAUGAUAGUGAAGAAGAGAUGCAGUGUCAGAUCUGUGUCCAGCUACGGAACCAACUGGAUCAGGUGAUUAGGGACAGGACAGGACACAGCCCAGCUUGCUUCCCACCACCCCAGGCUAACAGGACAGGACACAAACCAGUUGACCUCCCACUGCCCCAGGCUAACAGGACAGGACACAGACCAGUUGACCUCCCACUGCCCCAGGCUAACAGGACAGGACACAGCCCAGCUUGCUUCCCACUGCCCCAGGCUAACAGGACAGGACACAGACCAGUUGACCUCCCACUGCCCCAGGCUAACAGGACAGGACACAGACCAAUUGACUUCCCACCGCCCCAGGCUAACAGGACAGGACAUAGACCAGUUGACUUCCCACUGCCCCAGGCUAACAGGACAGGACACAGACCAGUUGACUUCCCACCGCCCCAGGCUAACAGGACAGGACACAGACCAGUUGACUUCCCACUGCCCCAGGCUAACAGGACAGGACACAGACCAGUUGACCUCCCACUGCCCCAGGCUAACAGGACAGGACACAGACCAGUUGACCUCCCACUCCCCCAGGCUAACAGGACAGGACACAGACCAGUUGACCUCCCACUGCCCCAGGCUAACAGGCUAAAAGGCUAACAGGAUAGGACAGGACACAGCCCAGCUGGCUUCCCCCACCCCAGGCUAACAGGCUCAAAGGCUAACAGGCUAACAGGAUAGGACAGGACAGUCCAGUUGGCUUCCCACCAUCCCAGGCUAACAGGCUAACAGGACAGGACACAGUCCAGUUGGCUUCCCACCAUCCCAGGCUAACAGGCUAACAGGACCGGACACAGUCCAGUUGGCUUCCCACCGCCGCAGGCUAACAGGCUAGGACAGGACACAGACCAGUUGACUUCCCACCGUCCCAGGCUAACAGGCUAAAAGGCUAACAGGACAGGACACAGUCCAGUUGGCUUCCCACCGCCCCAGGCUAACAGGUUAAAAGGCUCACAGGACAGGACACAGACCAGUUGGCUUCCCACCGCCCCAGGCUAACAAGCUAAAAGGCUCACAGGACAAGACACAGUCCAGUUGGCUUCCCACCGCCCCAGGCUAACAGGCUAAAAGGCUCACAGGACAGGACACAGUCCAGUUGGCUUCCCACCGCCCCAGGCUAAAAGGCUCACAGGACAGGACACAGUCCAGUUGGCUUCCCACCGCCCCAGGCUAACAGGCUAAAAGGCUCACAGGACAGGACACAGUCCAGUUGGCUUCCCACCGCCCCAGGCUAACAGGCUAAAAGGCUAACAGGCUAAAAGGCUAACACUACAAUGCUAAAAUUCUUUGAAGACAAGAGGGACUGUUCUCCUCAACCCAGAUGUCUGGAUAACUGAAGGCUGUUUAUCAACUACUCAAUAUCUUGUUCACCUCCAUUGACAACAAGGAAUCGUAGUCUCUCAUUGCAUAUAUAUGUGGUAAAGAUGUGGUAAAGAGGUCAAUGAAACGCGUGGGGGAAAGUUCCAGAUUCUCCUCAUUGCCCCCCAGCAUCAUUAGCCUACGUUUAGGCUAUUAUUUCACACUCUGUUGAGGUAGAAAUCGAAGUAUAAUGCUUGUAUUGAUGUCAACCCCAAUACAUGUUAAUUUUAUCGUCACCAAUCAGCUGCGUUAAAGUUGAAAACUACUUUGACUACCACUACCAAUUUCUGUAUGCUAGCUAUGCUACCAGCUUAUACGAAUGGGAGUUACUAUUUAGCAGUCACUUCUUCUAAAUCUGAAAAGGGACAACUUCUAAAUGUUAUGCAGUGAAAACAGCCAAAUAUAUCCAAAUCGGACUUAAAUUACCACAUUUUGAGCCUAUUGCAAUACAUCAAUUAUGACGGAUUUGACAAAUAUUAACUUUGUUAGAUCAGAUGUGUUUGAAUGUGCACCAAUCCAGCGUUGUCCUUCAAUCCCCCCCCCCCCCCCCCCCGUCUGCAUUCCAUUGACCUCUUUACCAGAACAUUCUAGAAUGUCUAAUUAAAAUGUCUACCUGCUUUCCCUCAACCAUUACAUAUAGCUUUUCUCUAGCUGUCGACAGAGUGGAUAACCAACCAUGUUAUUUUCUGACAUUAUUUACAUCACUUUAUCAAUGGUAUGGACCGAUCAAGUAUCACGUCACGUCAGAUGUCCUUUUGCUUCAAGUUUGAGCAUUUCAAAUACCUUUCCAAUGGACUGAGAUUUAUAUUGACUGAGAAGUGUCACUGUCAAGCCCUUCCUGACUAUAGCUCCCGGGUUGUGUCUUAUUUUGACAUUGCAAUUGUGUUAUUGUUAUUGUAACAUAUGAGUUGUUGAUGCACACAACUAUACCAUUCUAUAUUUAUAAUGAGAAGAAGUGAUUUGUCUCUCUAAGGAUAUACUAUGUGAUCAUUAUUGAUCCUCAGGGCAGUCAUUACUCAUUACAAUACUCUGUUUAGUAGCUACUCUAUGCCACAGAAUAGGGAAAUAAGGUUUAUAGACUUCCCCCUUGGGUUUGAUGAGCAAUAUGAGUCCAAUUUCAGACCACAGACCCAAAGAGUUGAACCUCUUUACAUUUUAAUGCCUUAAAUAGUUUCACUGCUUCCAUCCAUGUUGUUAUUUGACUACUUUGGACUGUAAGUAAUAGUUUCACUGCUUCCAUCCAUGUUGUUAUUUGACUACUUUGGACUGUAAGUAAUAGUUUCACUGCUUCCAUCCAUGUUGUUAUUUGACUACUUUGGACUGUAAGUAAUAGUUUCACUGCUUCCAUCCAUGUUGUUAUUCGACUACUUUGGACUGUAAGUAAUAGUUUCACUGCUUCCAUCCAUGUUGUUAUUCGACUACUUUGGACUGUAAGUAAUAGUUUCACUGCUUCCAUCCAUGUUGUUAUUCGACUACUUUGGACUGUAAGUAAUAGUUUCACUGCUUCCAUCCAUGUUGUUAUUCGACUACUUUGGACUGUAAGUAAUUGUUUUGCCUUUCAGGAAUGGCGUCCCCAAACAAGUGUAUGUCAGGGUUAAUAACUUGGUGGUUAUAAUCAGUUAUAACACAGGUGGUCGAGGCUGCCAUUCUACCCAGUGCCUGAGAAGCAGAGUUUAAACCACAUGGUUUCAAAUCUGGUGAAAUGACACUUGCCUUUUAUAUAUGACUAGAACAAACCAAUAUAUAUAUAUAUAUAUAUAUAUAUAUAUGACUAGAACAAACCAAUAUAUAGUAUGUUGCUUCUUCCUACUACUACAUGUAGAUUGUUUAUUUACACUAAAGGCUGUGGUUAAUAUAAACAUGUGCUUAUUUCUGUAAACCAUGAUUAUAGAAUUUAGUCUCCAGUAUUUUAAAUAAUUUAAACGGUUAUAUUUUCUAUUAUGAAAAUCAUUUAUUAUUAUUUUUUGUCUUUUCAAUGAUUGUGACUGAAACUGUUGUUUAAUGAGAGCGUGAUGUUUUGAUGAGACAAGCAGGACAUCGCUUGGUACUUCUGUUACUGAAGGAUGAAUUGUUAUUUGGGUCUUUAUGGGAGGGAGGGAGGGUGACAUUGUCUCACGUCAGAUGGGGUCACUCCUCCGCGAUGCUUGUACCUCAACCGGUCUUGUAGGACGUGGAACUCAUAUUCAAAUUUGAAUAUUGAGGAUCCGCCAUUCAACAAAUUAAAACAUAGUCCCUUAUUAUUAUUUUAUUUUUUACAUCACAGCGCUCUCGUAUGAUUCUCUGUGAAAUAGGCAAAAUAACUAGCUAGCUGAAUUAUUAAAAACGUUGUGACAGUGAUAAUGGUUUGCAAUUGUGAGAAAAUAAAAACAAACCUGCUCAAAUUCUGUGGCAGAACCGUUGGUCGCCAGGCAGUGACUUGAUCAGCUAUGUUGAUAUCUGUUGUAGCUCGCUAGCUUACUGACAUGGAAGAGCUAGCUGACUAGAAAGCUAACUGUCACUGACAUAUACAAGCUUGCUUAGCCUGUUUAAAUGACCCUGGAGUUGUAGACAUGCAGCCCCACAAUGAAUAGGAAGUAGCUGUUAACAGAAAUCAGUCCACAGAUCAGCAUGUUUCUCCGGAUCGUAUUGUUGGGUCAGCUGACUCGAGAGGCUCCUGCUUCAUGAAAACUCAUAAUAAUGGAAGCAUUAGCACUACUAGCUACAGUAGCUUGCUAGCUAGCUUUCGUUGGAAGAUUCACCAUUGUGUGUGCAGCACUAAGAAGGUAGCUGGUUGGUUAGUAGUGUCGUUUCAGUCCAGAUGAUUUCAGGGACUGGCUCAGCUGUUGGACAAAUGUAUGCUUUCGUGCCCAUUGUCAAACUUCAGAAAUGCUGCUCAUUGAAGCACAAUAAUAAUUUGCUAGCUGUAAAAAUGGGGCGACAAAGACUUCCUCACCAAAAAACAUCAACAUUAUUGACAUACUGUAUUUGUGGUUUUACCAUAGCUGAAUUCAGACAGUUCUGAGGCAGGAAUGAGGUUCAGCGAAUGAUGUCUCCUAGGUAAUAUAUGUUCUAACGUCGUGACAGCCAGUUGUAGCCGGGCUUCUUUUGAUCUAUCCCAUGAUCCUUUGCGAGAUACAAGACGGAUCAGUGCAGGCGGAAUCCACGUGCUAUCUGAUGGAAGACAAUGGGAGGCUGGGGUAUUUACUGUGUGUAAUUCUAAUAGUCAGGAUGAGAGUGUCAGUACUAUAAGCAGACACAGGCUGUUUCUCAGCUCUCUGUGUGUGCGUCUGAAUUGGCACCCUAUUCCUUAUAUAGUGCACUACUUUUGACAUGUUCCAAAUGGCACCCUAGUCCCUAUAUAGUGCACUACUUUAGACCGGGACCCAUAGAGAAUAGGGUGCCAUUAGGGAUGCCGCCCCUGUCUGUUUUUUCUGGCCAGCUGCCGGCAGCCACACCAGAACUACUGGUAUGUUCCCCUUGACCAUUACUGUACUUAUGACAUGUUUCUGUUUAUUUGGAGAGAGAGAGAAAGAGAAACAAUCUGGAAAUGAUUUUUUUUUGUAACUGGAUUUACAAGAUGCUUUAAUAAAUGAUUGUAUUUAUAACCUG
Molecule: messenger RNA, 11978 nt
Organism: Oncorhynchus mykiss (rainbow trout)
Lineage: Eukaryota; Metazoa; Chordata; Actinopteri; Salmoniformes; Salmonidae
Source: RefSeq, a predicted model, not a curated record